Messenger RNA from Gadus morhua (Atlantic cod), 3997 nucleotides. It is a transcript of the gene tdrd3, whose product is annotated as tudor domain containing 3. The coding region runs from base 191 to 2890 and encodes 899 amino acids. Gene Ontology annotation, cellular component: cytoplasm; nucleus. The transcript has 13 exons. NCBI's taxonomy places the organism in Eukaryota, Metazoa, Chordata, Actinopteri, Gadiformes, Gadidae. Gene Ontology annotation, biological process: mRNA processing. Gene Ontology annotation, molecular function: protein binding; RNA binding. The record is from RefSeq and is a predicted model, not a curated record.
CAGCCAGCCUCGUCGCGCACUGAUGACGUCGCUGCACCGUGUUGUGUGGCUUUAGCGCUAGCAAGCUAAAGUUUACGUUUGAUUCCUGAAUAAUGUAUAUAAAAAAACGUAUGUUCUUUGUUAAGAAGUGCUGCAUUUAAAUAUCGCUUUCUUCAUUUAUGAUACGAAGCGUUUCGAGAAAGGGAGAACGAUGACAGAUCUGUCAGGAUCUCUCAGCAGAGAAGGAUGGCACCUCACUGAUGCUGGGAUAGCACAACUCAAAGGCACGAUUGAGAAGGCUUCCCACAAUGACAUCAUCCGUAUAGCGCUUGAUAGUGAUCUGAGACCAAUCGGCCGGAAGGUGCUUCCUUCAGAGAUCAACAGUGGAAAAGUUGACAAGGUAGAGGGACCAUGUGUGCUGCAGGUGCAGAAGGUGAGGAACAUCGCGGCCCCUAAAGAGCAGGAGCAUUCCCAGGCGGCGCCCCGCAUGCUGCGCGUGCACAUGACAGACGGACACACCAGCUGCCCAGCGCUCGAAUACAAACAGCUGUCCAAGAUCAGUUUGAACACCCCUCCUGGAACGAAGGUGAAGCUACUUGGUACGGUCCAGGUUAGAAAUGGCUUCCUGCUCCUGGAGGAUUCCAAGAUUUGCGUCCUGGGAGGGGAGGUUCAGUUCAUGGUGGAGAAAUGGGAACUGCAGAGGAGUUUGGCCAAACACAGCCGGAGUAACAUCGGAGCAGAAGGAGGACCUCCGCCCUUCGUACCGUUUGGACAGAAGUGUGUGAGACAGGAGGUGGUGGACAGUAAGGCCCUGGACCGGAGGAAGACCCUUCAGAGCCCCACCCCCCUCAAGCCCGAGGAGAACGAGCAGUUUGAGAAGCAGCGCACGGCCGCCAUUGCUGAGGUUGCCAAGACCAAGGAGGCUCCUCGCACAUUUGGCGGCGGGGGAAACGCUGGCGGGAACCUGAUUAGCAGUGGCUCCUCCUACCGCGGCCGAGACUCCCACGCGUACCGCCAACGAGAGGAUCGGAGCGAGUGGACGGAGAGGAGCGACAGCCGACAAGAUGGGAACUACAGGGAGCCAGGGAGGGAGAGCAGACAGGAUGGGAACUACAGGGAGCCGGGGAGGGACGUCCGACAAGAUGGGAACUACAGGGAGCUGGUGGAUGAGCGGGCCCUGAAGGACAUCAUGGAGAUGGGCUUUGAUAAAGAGGACGCUCGGGUGGCUCUGAUGGACCACAACAACAACUUGGAGGCUGCCCUGAAUAGCCUGCUGACUGCAGCCACUAGCCCUGCCCCUAGCCCCACCCCUAGCCAGGCCCCAAGUAGACACGGCUCGUCCUACGACAUGCACGGGUCCGACUCCGGCAGGCCCCCACCCAGGGGCAGGGGCAGGGGCAGGGGCAGGGGGAGAGGGCGGUCGAGGGGUGAGGAUGAAGAAGAUGGAGAGGGAGCAGGUGGAAGGCCGUCUGGACCCAGCACGCUGUUCGACUUCUUGGAGUCAAAGAUAGGAUCGUUCUCCAUCAAUGAUUCUAAGCCCCAGGAGCCAGCAGGGAGGCCCCAGGACGGGAGAUCUUCCUUCUCCUCCUCCUCGGACCUCCACUCCUCUUCCAGAGCCUCUUUCUCCCAGCGGACCCCCAGACCCCCACGCUUCAACAGGGACACAGACUUCCCCCGGCCUGGCCAAGACCCUCACGCCACCUCCACGGCCCACCAGGGCUCCACCCACUGGCCUGGCCCCGACAGAGGCCCUCGUGGUGGGACCGACCGCUUGCCCAGCGGCCGCAGGGACUUCCAGAACGACCACAACACCAGCACCUCUUCCUUUUCAUCAUCCACGUCUGUGCUCGGCCAGCCCAAGGUUCCACCCCCCCCACCAACCUCACGCUCACAGAGCUUCCACCAGCCGGCCCCACGCUCAGAGAGCUUCCACCAGCCGGCCCCACGCUCAGAGAGCUUCCACCAGCCGGCCCCACGCUCAGAGAGCUUCCACCAGCCGGCCCCACGCUCAGAGAGCUUCCACCAGCCAGCCCCACGCUCAGAGAGCUUCCACCAACGCAAUGCUCGCAAUGGAGAAGUUGGCGCUGGGGAAUCGAACCACCGAAGAGGCCCCAGAGAGAACUCUGCGAUGCCCAAGCUCGGUGAGCCACCAGCGCCUGAGGGCAGGGGGGCGGGAGUGACGAGACGCAGCGACUACAGAGCCGAAGAUCCCGGUAGGAGGCGAGCGGGGAGGGGGGACCGGCCGAUCUCGUGGACGGAGACGCCCGCCGCGGUGACCGACCAGGACGUCGGGGGCGUGUCCCGGGACACGCGGCCCAAUAGGGGUGCGGAUCCUGCCCUCAAUGGGGACUGGGAGCAGAGGAGAACCGGGCCCAUCAAACCUGACGUCACGGCGACGCCCUUCCGUAGAGAAGACCCUCCCCCCCAGGCCAGGAGGAUCCCCCCACACACGGGACCCAUCAAACCCGACAUCGUCGCAGCACUCCCCAGAGAUGCCCCUCCUCCCAAGAGAGCGGCCUCCCAGAGAGGGCCCAGCCAGGGAAGGCCAGGCCAAAAGCCAGUCCAGGACAAAAUCCAAGGUCCUAAGGGGUCGGAGAAAGGUCACAUGGGGGAGUCAUCGUGGAAACCAGGAGACCAGUGUAUGGCACCCUACUGGGAAGAUGGCAAGUUCUACCGAGCGAGGAUCGAUGCGGUGCACGCCUCCGGCUGCACAGCGGUGGUGGUCUUCAGCGACUUCGGCAACUGUGAAGAGGUCCUACUGCACAGCAUCAAAUCUGCAGCCCCGGGCCCCUGGGAGGAAGACGACGGUUGCUAUGACGACUCGAUGGAGUUUCGUGACGGCGGCGACGGACAGAUGCGGACGGCUCGACCCACGCAGCAAUAUUACCAGCCCCCUCGGGCGCGGGACUAGCCACGCCCCCCAGCUAGUCAGCCACGCCCCCACCCCGAAAGCGCCAGUAGGUUACAUAAGGGCUGAGCUCAACACCUUGUUAAAACAAGACACGAUCACAGAACUGUUUGCACGUUGGCAACCCGGGUGGGGAAAAUAUGUAGCAUUAUUAAAAUGAUAACUCGUUUUUGUGAUGUGUUAGUAAAGUGCACGCAUAAACCAAAAAACUCACUUGAACUUGACAUAACUGAAGCCAAGACAAACUCUAGCGAGUGGAAGUGGAAUCAAAAUUUUGCCACAUAUUUAUUUAUUCUCACCUUCAAGUUGCACUUGGAGGUUAGCUUAAUGUGUGCUACCAUUGUACCAAACGUUUCCUAUCCAUAUGGUAGAGAAGAUACAGCAGGUAGGAGCUUCUAAAGUCCCCACUUGUGAUCACCUGAAAUGCAGACAGGGUAGCAGGUGAUUUCUGACUAUUAAGCUCCAUAUAUUUGAUGUAAAAUAGUUUGAAAGGUCUUAAGGUUCUUUAUGUACAAGCAGAUGUGCCUAAUGAUUGGUAGGCACAGGAUAACCACUACUAAUCCCUUAGUGCAGUACGAUGCGCUGACAUCCACCGGGACACAGAUAUAAAAAUCUGCUUCAGAACUAGAAAUUGCGGUCUAAAACAGGUCGGGAGCCACUGUUUUAGUGAUUGGUCAACCAAUAAUAAUCCCAGCCCCCACCCACACAGCUGAGGCUCUUGGGAUGCAUUGGGGCACAGACUUGUGUAACUUCACAGAAGUUGACAUUACAGGAGACGGUUUACAUGGAGUAAGGAAUUUUUUAAAGAAGCAUUUUAUUGUGUGCUUAGUAAUCACCUGUUGUUUUUUUCUAUCAAUCUAUAUCCACACUUGUUUCAGUGAGAAAGAAACACUCUUUCCUCGAUGUUCCCGAGUUCUUCCUGACUAACGAAGGCUCCGCAUCUUCCCAAAGAUGGAGAAGACUUUUUCAAAGGGCUUUGGACAAGAGCUAAACUAAUAACCUGACGUCAAUUUCCAAGGACUUUGUUACGGACUCUUAUCUCUUGUAAAUUGUAUGAGGGUUUAUAGACCGCCUGCAUCAUCAUGUUAAUAAACUACAGUUGCAAAUAUC